Molecule: messenger RNA, 1616 nt
Organism: Plectropomus leopardus (leopard coralgrouper)
Lineage: Eukaryota; Metazoa; Chordata; Actinopteri; Perciformes; Serranidae
Gene: mrpl37
Product: mitochondrial ribosomal protein L37
Biological process (GO): translation
Cellular component (GO): mitochondrion; ribosome
Molecular function (GO): structural constituent of ribosome
Source: RefSeq, a predicted model, not a curated record
GUGUAAGGAUCCAACAUGGCGGCGCCCUACAUUAGUACUUACUAACAGGCUAACUUAGGACACAAUAACAGUUUAUUUUUUGAAAAAGCGUUUGGAAGAACAAGGAGCAAUAUGUUUCAAGAAACAGCUCAGUGUUUAAGAACAGCGGCUCCUUUUUUUUCUCAAACAGCCGUCUUGAAGGAUUUGAGCCGGUGGUCCACACAUGGAGGAGCGGGACACCUUCAGGCCCGGAGACACCUCAGCGUGAGCCGCUGUCUCUCCGCCAAAGCCCCCCCUCCGCGCAAGACCAGGGACAGACCGGAGAUCCCCGGGCUGCAGGUGGUCAGUUACGGGGAGAGGAUGCACUAUGUCCCGGGGCUGUCGAAGCCCGUCUACCCGCCGUGGGAGAGGGACUACAAGGACCCGAGACGGUACUGGUCCCCACCGAGACACGAGAUGCCGCUGUACAAAGACAAACCGUGCUACGUCUACAGCCAGAGGACCAGCCCGCUGGAAGGUGUGCAUCAGGCUCUGUGGUUGACCAAAACCAAAAUGAUCUCCGGUCUGCCGCCAUACAUCCUCUCACUGUCAGAGAAUCCUGCCAAUCAAAUUCCAGAUCAGGAUGAACGUGUGCAGAACGCCAUCAAACACGCCCGCUUCUGGGACACAACAGAGGACCGACCAAGCAAAGAGAAAUACAGCAACACUUUGCUCUUCAACCUGCUCCAUCUGUGCGCAACUCUACAGUCUAGCCACCCGGCCAUUGGAAGGAGGAUCCUUGCUGAGAAAUACUCGUUGGCAGCCACAUGGAACAGAGGAGAGGACCUGUUCCAGGUUAGGGGUCUGAAUGGUUUACUACAUAACUGCAUGGAUCCUCUUCCGGAGGUCUCUGGGAAACAGGAAGUGUCUGACACAGCGGAUCACGUCCUGGAAACCUUCUAUCCCGUCUCCCCCACCAUUGACCUGCAGAAAGUGCAUGUCUACAAGGAGGAUGUGAACUGCACAGGUUUCAGGGAUGACUACCCCUAUCCUCAUGCCCACACACUUUACUUCCUGGAACAAGCUGAUGCUCACUGGACGCUGAAGCCAGAACAGUUCAGAGCCAAGAUGCUCAUGUUCAGCUUUGGGAAUGCUCUGGUCCGCGCACGCAAACUGUACGGGACCCAGCCGCAGCGUGUUUUAGAUCGUCCUAUAACCAUACAGGCAGUGGGGACCAACGGUAGAAUUUUCCAGUUUAUGGUUUUCCAGCUCAACACCACAGAUCUCUCAGGAGACGACGGCAUCAAGAACCAGGUGUGGCUGGAUGAUGAUGUGGAGCUCUACGAUUUUGCAAAGGUCCGACCAUACAUCAAGAAGAAGCAAGUGAAGGUACCAGCUGGUCUGGCAGGAUAUAAGCCUGAAACAUUCAGCAAGUUCCUGUCCCUGUACCUGCACGGGGCCGUAUAGGACUACUCACAGUACUUUGUGUGUACUGUAUGUUUGUCUGUAUGUAUGUGUGUAUGUCUGACAUCUAAAAUCCUCUGUUCCUUUGAAACAGUCCAUGACCUGGCUCACAUCAUGUUACAUCAUCUGACUCCAUCCCUGUGUUUGUUCCUGCAGCUGUGAGGGUUCACCCAAUAAAAAACUCUUUCUGACGA